AUGGCAGACAGAACACCAGCCACGACAAGCCAAAAGCCAGAAGGCGACAAUACCGCGACAGCUGAGGCUCCAGCUAGCUGUACGAAAACUGUUGAGCCGAACAAGAUGGUGUUCUACAACCCGACGUCUGGCAAGCGACACGAAAUAUAUAUUCCCAGAGGAAAAUUUCAGAAAGCGCACGAUCUCUAUGUGCAGAAGAACUGGGAGGAACUGUGCAAGUUCCUGCUUACACCCAGUCUGUUUCGCGCAACGAUGUCCGCGCAAGAGUACUAUAAUCCAGGCCAUAUUGGCGGCCCAAAGCCAGAUACCCCAUUCAGCGACAACACCAGCAAUCGACCAUGGACCCCUCCAUCCUCGACUGUCACUCCAGGACCCGAAAUGUCCUACUCACCAGUGGUAGACAAUCGUCCUUACAAUUAUGGUGCCCCGCCCCCGCCGACAACCAGCUACGGGCGUCCUCAGAACGUAUAUCCGUCUCAGCCUUUAGAAGGUAUGACUCCGGGAUUUUCUUCGCAGACAAAACCACAGCAGUACGACAAUGAGUAUAGCAACUCUGGACCUCCGCCUUACACCCAGCACUACUAUGGCUCACAACAGCCGCAUCCCCCAUACCCUACGCUUGACACCUAUCCUGAGCGUCCGCCCACCCAGCCGCCGUAUCCACAGGAUCAGAAGGAUCAGAAGGAUGAAAGAGGCUUCAUGGGAGCGGUUGCUGGAGGCGCUGCAGGCGCCUACGCCGGUCAUCAGGUCCAUCACGGCGUCCUGGGGACCAUUGGAGGAGCGAUAACUGGGUCUCUCGCCGAGGACGCGAUCAAGAAACACAAGAAAAAGAAGGAGAAGAAAGAGGGCAAAUGGGGCCAUGGUCGCCGAUCCUCGUCCUCCUCUUCGUCAUCGGACAGUGAUGACGGUCGGGCUCAUCAUCAGCAACAUCCUCCUGCACAGCCCUCUUUCCGAGGCAACUUUUCCGCCUCGUCAACGGAGAUUAGCCUCGAGCACCACUUGGAGCUGACGGCUAGAUGCCGUUCCGUCUCAGGAGAACUGCAUCGUUCGAGUAUCUCAUUGAACUCUGUACUCUCGAACAACUUUGGCUCUUUUGUAUGGGCGCGUGGCGGUAAUUUUGGAGCGUCGGCGAGAAAUGUGCAUCUUGCUGAAGGUGGAAGAGUACUUGAUGCUGAGCUGGCGGAUGGAAACGGCCACUGGAAGAGGGCAUGGGUGAGAUUGGAUGAGCGGAUCACUAACCAGAAUGGGCAUCUUGUAUUCCUGGAUUGA
Aspergillus thermomutatus is the source of this 1269-nucleotide messenger RNA. Its product is annotated as putative glutamine-serine-proline rich protein. The transcript is spliced from 2 exons. The coding region runs from base 1 to 1269 and encodes 422 amino acids. The record is from RefSeq and is a predicted model, not a curated record. Gene Ontology annotation, cellular component: outer membrane. Lineage: Eukaryota; Fungi; Ascomycota; Eurotiomycetes; Eurotiales; Aspergillaceae.